Messenger RNA from Nymphaea colorata (pocket water lily), 2177 nucleotides. RefSeq names its product cellulose synthase-like protein E6. Gene Ontology annotation, molecular function: mannan synthase activity; cellulose synthase (UDP-forming) activity. The transcript has 8 exons. Lineage: Eukaryota; Viridiplantae; Streptophyta; Magnoliopsida; Nymphaeales; Nymphaeaceae. Gene Ontology annotation, cellular component: trans-Golgi network; plasma membrane. The record is from RefSeq and is a predicted model, not a curated record. Gene Ontology annotation, biological process: plant-type primary cell wall biogenesis; cellulose biosynthetic process. The coding region runs from base 42 to 2177 and encodes 711 amino acids.
AGGUUCCUCUGCACAGCAGCAGAAGAGGAAGAGGAAGAAGCAUGUACAGACUGUUGGCUGGCAUCAACCUUGCGGGGAUGGUGGCCGUCCUCUUCUACAGGGUGACCAACAUUCCCCAUGACACCUUGAGCCUAAAGCUUCUGUGGGCAGCCAUGACACUCUCGGAGCUGUGGUUUGUUCUAUAUUGGAUCAUCAAUCAGGCCGUCCGGUGGGAUCCCAUCUACCGAUCCACCUUCAAGGAUCGACUCUCACUCAGGUUCGAAGAGGAACUGCCCGGGGUGGACGCGUUCGUGUGCACUGCAGAUCCAUGGAAGGAGCCACCGUUGCUCGUCAUCGGCACGGUGCUGUCUCUCAUGGCCUACGACUACCCGCCGGAGAAGCUUAGCGUAUAUCUUUCUGACGACGGCGGCUCCGACUUGACGUUGUACGCUCUCCUGGAAGCUUCCGCCUAUUCCAAGCACUGGCUGCCCUUCUGCCGGAAGUUUAAGAUCGAGCCCAGGUCACCGGCUGCAUUCUUCUCCACCAAUCCCGAUCCGCCCCUCACCUCUUCGCAGGAGUGGUCGACCAUGAAGAGCUUGUACGAUGGCAUGGCGAAUCGUAUUGAAGGUGCAGUCAGUCUAGGCAGAGUUCCACCAGAGAUUCGUGAAGAACACCAAAGACUUUUCUCUGACUGGAAUCCAGCCACAAACUCACGGGAUCAUCCAGCGAUUCUCAAGAUACUGAUUGGUGGUGGAGACUCAAAGGCAGUAGACAAUAAUGGGUGGCCAUUGCCAACCCUGGUGUAUUUGGCUCGGGAGAAGAGGCCUGGCUACGCUCAUAAUUUCAAGGCUGGAGCCAUGAAUGCACUUUUAAGGGUAUCAUCAGAGAUAAGCAGUGCUCCCAUAAUACUCAAUGUGGACUGUGACAUGUAUUCAAAUGAUUCACAAUCAGUAAGGGAUGCAUUGUGCUUCUUCAUGGAUGAAAAGACGGGACGCCAAGUAGCAUUUGUUCAAUUCCCUCAGCGCUUCAACAAUGUCACCAAGAAUGAUAUUUAUGAUACUUCCAUACUAAUCUACAAUGGGGUAAAUGCACAUGGAUUUGAUCGAUUUGAGGGAACAGCAUAUGUUGGAAGUGGAUGCUUCCACAGGAGAGAGAUUCUCAUGGGAAGAAAAUAUAGUGAUGAUUUCAAAGGAGAUCUGAACGGGAGAAUAUGGAGGAAGCCUUUGGAAAAUCUUGACAUAUUGGAAGAAAGAGGAAAAUUUGUUGCUAGUUGUGCCAGUGAAGAGAACACUAUGUGGGGAACAGAGAUGGGAUUGAUAUAUGGGUCUCCUGUAGAGGAUGUGAUCACUGGGCUUGCAAUACAGUGCAGGGGGUGGAGAUCUGUUAAUUUCAAUCCAAAAAGGGCUGCUUUCAUAGGGGUCGCCCCGGCUACCUUGAAUGACACCUUAAUUCAAAGAAAAAGGUGGUGUGAAGGAACCUUUCAAAUUUUCCUCUCCAGAUACUGCCCUUUUGUAUAUGGGAAGGGGAAGAUAAGCCUUGGCCUUCAGAUGUGCUAUAGCAUCUACGCCCUCUGGGCUCCCAAUUCCUUGCCAGCGCUAUAUUAUGCGUUUGCACCCUCACUCUGCCUCCUACAUGACAUUUCCUUGUUUCCUAAGAUAUCUGCUCCCUGGUCCAUACCUUUUCUGUAUGUAAGCAUAAGUACUUAUGUGUACAAUCUGGUGGAGGUUCUGCUUUUGGGAGGCACAUUUAAGAUAUGGUGGAACGGACAACGGAUGUGGAUGAUCAGAAGAGUAACUUCCUACUUCUUUGCAUUCCUUGACUCGAUGUUGAAGCUUGUAGGCAUGGGAGAGAUGAAAUUCACAGUAACAUCAAAGGUUGUUGAUGCGGAUGCAACUGCUCGAUAUGAGAACGAAAUCAUGGAGUUUGGAAUUGCGUCUCCCAUGUUCAUAGUGAUGACGACAGUUGCAGUCCACAAUCUAGUGUGUUUGACAGCCCUAGUUUUUAAAGUGGUUGUGAACGGAAUCAAAGUUCUGGAUGCCUUGUUUUUCCAAGCAACUUUGUGUGGAUUCAUAGUGCUCCUCAGCCUCCCCAUCUACGAAGCAGCAUUCCUCCGUACGGACAAAGGGAGGUUACCAACAUCAGUUGCCUUUAUCUCAGUCGCGUUAACAUUGGCUAUAUCGUUCUUAGCGCUCCGCUAG